This is a messenger RNA of Lodderomyces oxycetoniae, 1224 nucleotides long. RefSeq names its product GTPase. The record is from RefSeq and is a predicted model, not a curated record. Lineage: Eukaryota; Fungi; Ascomycota; Pichiomycetes; Serinales; Debaryomycetaceae. Bases 1 to 1224 code for a protein of 407 amino acids. The transcript has a single exon. Gene Ontology annotation, molecular function: GTPase activity.
AUGUCUUGUGAGGAUUCUACGGCGGAAAAGGGAGGCAAUAGCCCUGUUGUGCUAUGUAUUGGUAUGGCGGGAUCUGGGAAAACUACGUUUAUGCAAAGGUUGAACUCUCAUCUACAUAGCAAGAAGAAGGCACCGUAUGUAAUUAAUCUUGAUCCUGCCGUGAUCAAAAUACCCUUUGGAGCUAAUAUUGAUAUUAGGGAUUCUAUCAAGUAUAAGAAAGUAAUGGAGGAGUACAAUUUGGGUCCCAAUGGUGCAAUUGUAACCUCAUUAAAUUUAUUUUCCACCAAGAUUGACCAAGUGAUCAAGUUGGUUGAAAAGAAACAAGGGAAAAUAUCUAAUGUGAUUAUAGACACUCCAGGCCAAAUCGAAUGCUUCAUUUGGAGUGCGAGUGGUCUGAUUAUUACCGAAGCUUUUGCAUCCACAUUCCCAACUGUAAUUGCAUAUAUUGUUGAUACGCCAAGAAACACAAACCCCACCACCUUUAUGUCUAAUAUGUUGUAUGCAUGCUCGAUAUUGUACAAGACCAAAUUACCCAUGAUUGUUGUCUUCAAUAAGACGGAUGUGCAAAGUUGUGACUUUGCCAAAGAGUGGAUGACCGACUUUGAAAGCUUUCAAACGGCGGUCCAGAAAGAUCAGGAUGAAAAUGGGGAGCAGGGUAGCGGUUAUAUGAGUAGUUUAAUAUAUUCCAUGUCUUUGAUGUUGGAAGAGUUUUAUCACACAUUAGAUGUUGUUGGCGUGAGUUCGUAUACAGGACAAGGAUUUGACGAAUUUUUGGAGGCAGUGGACAAUAAAGUAGAUGAAUAUAAUGAAUAUUAUAAGGCGGAGCAGGAGAGGCUUUUGAAGAAGAAAGAAGAAGAUAAGAAAAAGAAACAGGCCAAAUCUUUAAGUAAAUUAAUGAAAGAUUUGCAUAUGGAGGAGAAAAAGAAAGACCCAAAGGGUCAAGAUAGUGAGGUACUUUCAGACUAUGACGAUGAAGAAGAUGAUGAAGAAGAUGAAGAUGGAGAUGAUCAGUUACAGGGUCAAGUGUACCCUGAUGAAGAAGAAGAAGCACUAGGUGGUCCGCAAAGAGAAUACACUUUUGCUGAAGAUCGUCAAUCUGAAUUGGAUGAUGUUUCAGACGCGGAUAUUAAAGCUCGGUAUAGGGAUGCAUUUGAGGCUAGAGGGAAAACCGCAUCUUCAAAGACUGCAGAGAACAUUGCAAAUUAUAUAAGGAGGUCGCAGUAG